Pungitius pungitius (ninespine stickleback) is the source of this 1531-nucleotide messenger RNA. RefSeq names its product cyclin-O protein B. Gene Ontology annotation, molecular function: cyclin-dependent protein serine/threonine kinase regulator activity. Gene Ontology annotation, cellular component: cytoplasm; nucleus; cyclin-dependent protein kinase holoenzyme complex. The record is from RefSeq and is a predicted model, not a curated record. Bases 211 to 1308 code for a protein of 365 amino acids. The transcript is spliced from 3 exons. Gene Ontology annotation, biological process: mitotic cell cycle phase transition; regulation of cyclin-dependent protein serine/threonine kinase activity. NCBI's taxonomy places the organism in Eukaryota, Metazoa, Chordata, Actinopteri, Perciformes, Gasterosteidae.
GGUUUAGGGUAAUUAAUUCCUACAUCGGCCAAGUGAUUGUUUAGCCUUGGUUGCUCAGGCGACGGGGGAAAAGGUGCGCUACGUGAGCGCGGGGAAGACCCCGGGAAAGCUGAGGCAACCAGAUGGAACUCCCUUCACCAUCCCGCUGCCAAAAUCCCGGAGGCGGCUGUCGGUGCUGGCCUAAGUUAUACGCAGCUACCUACCGGAGACAUGGUGUCCUCUGUCAAGGGAGUGCGUGGUUCCGAGGCCGUUCAUAAACGGAGACGGACGGAAGGCCCGUCCCCUCCAACAGAAGCGCACGCCACGCUGCGGCGGCCUCAGUCCGCCCGGCACAGAAAGCAGACCCUCGUGUUCAAGUUAAAUGAUUCCGGAUUCGAGGAAGAAUUGGGGUCCACCCCGAUUUCCUCCCCGGCUCGGGUAGACGUGUCCCCGCUGCGUUCGGACGAGCGUCCCUCUGGACGGGUGUCCAACUGGUACCUCCAGUACGGCGACGUCGGUUUCCAGAUCCAGAGGGACAACGAGGCGCUGUUUUAUUCCUGCAAAAGCUUGGCACACCAGCCCCAGCUGACCGCGGAGGCCCGCUGUAAGCUCGUCAGUUGGCUCAUCCCCGUCCACAAACACUUCCGCCUGUCCUUCGAGUGCUGCUGCCUGGCGGUGAACAUCGUGGACAGGUUCAUGGCGGCCACGCCGGUGGCUGCGGACUGUUUCCAGCUGCUGGGCGUCACUGCGCUCCUCCUGGCCAGCAAACAGGUGGAGGUGGGCUCGCCGCGGAUCGGACACCUCCUGGAGCUGUGCUGCGACGCGUUCACCAAGCAGCAGCUCUGCAACCUGGAGUGUCUCGUCCUCGUGCGCCUGAACUUCCGUCUGGCCGCGCCCACGCUGGCCUUUUUCCUGGACUAUUACGCCAACAGCUCCGAAGCAGCGCCGUUUAAGGACGAGACCCCGUGCAGCAGCAGGUCUGCGCGCACAAAUCCAGACGCAAGAAAGCCCGAGCGGUGCGGCAGCAUGGCGCGCAAGGUGUGCGAGUUGAGUCUGGCGGACUACGCUUUCAACAAAUACCCACCGUCCCUGACCGCUCGGUGCGCGCUCAGCAUAGCCCGUGAGCUUCUGGAGCGUGAACAGCCGGGCACCCCGCCGCCCGAGCGCCCCGAGGUCGGCGCGGUGGACUCUCAGGAAGCGAAGGGGCACUUCCUGUCUCGGUUAUGUCAAGGGAGCUGCAUUCACGAUCCGGCCCAGGAGUGCAGGGACAACCUGAGGCUGCUAGUUUCAUUAAACCAGGAGUCGCUGGGAGUGAUGUCUACCGUGUGACUCCAAAUGGCCAAAUCCCUUCCUAAACGUUUUACUCUUAGAGGUGAUGUUAAGUGAAGUUUGGUGUUUUUGCAUUCUCCAUACCUCAAAAUGAACUGAAAUGUUUUGUUUAUUAAUUAAGUAAUGUAUUCAGUUUAAUUUGUUUACGUGAUGUCUAACUGUUAAUGAAGGACCUGUGCACGUAUUGUCAUUUGUCAUUGUCUGUCUAUUGUAAAAUAAAAUA